AGCGGCACGCAGUUGGCGAUCGGCUGCGACGAUGGCUCCGUUAAGCUAUUCCAGGUUGUACCCGGUGGGAUCCAGUUUGAGCAGAACCUGGACAGACGGAAAGGCCGCAUCCUGUGUCUCUCUUGGCACCCCUCGGACACUCACAUAGCAGCCGGCUCCAUCGACACCUUCCGCGUGCUUGAUGCCUGUUCAGGCCAAACCGUGCAGAGGAUCAUGGUGAACUACCAUGUACAGAAGGUGAAGCAAGAAUGCAUCGUGUGGAGCAUCGCUUUCCUCUCCAAUGGCACCGUCGUCACCUCGGAUUCCUUCGGGAGGGUACAGUUCUGGGACUGGGAGCAAGGGACACUGCUGGACUCCCACACCGUCAGCACCUCGGCCGUCCUCUCACUGGCUGUGUCAGAGAAGGAAGACAGCAUCAUUGUGGGCACCUCNGCCGGCGCCCCCUCCCAGCUCCAGCUGCUGCCGGUGAAGCUGGGCAGCCUGGAGAAGCGCUGGCUGAAGACAAAGCCCUUCCAGUAUCACACCCACGACGUGCGAGCUGUGGCGCACAGCUCGACAGCUCUCAUCUCGGGGGGCCUGGACGCCCAGCUGGUGAUCCGCCCGCUGAUGGAGAAGGUGCAGGACAAAGGCUACGAGGCAGCACUCCGCAAAUUCACCUUUCCCCACCGACGCCUCGUCUCCUGUGCCAGGAAAGCCCGGAUGCUCCUCUUCCAGUUCUCCCAGCACCUGGAGCUCUGGAGACUUGGCUCCACUGAUGGGACGGGAAAGGACGGUGAGGUCCUUCCCCUGAGUAGCAUGCCUGAGCACCUUGUGCAGCUCAAGAGCAAGGGUCCGGAGCACAUCUACUGCAGCUGCGUCUCGCCCUGUGGCAGGUGGGUCACCUAAGCCACAGCCUCCCGCUUCCACCUCUACCGGGUGCACUAUGAAGGUGAUGGUGUCAGAAUUGAGAAGAUCCCCAAAGUGCCCAAGGUGCUGCUCCCAGCCUACCAGCUCCAGUUCUCCUCUGACUCCAGCAGCCUCUUCGUUGCUUCUGCUCGAGGUUCCGUCCAUGUCCUCCAGCUCCUAGAGCCAGGGGGCUGCAGACACCUGCACACACUUCAGCCACCAUCAGGGUGCUCUGAGGCUGUUUACCUGCUGGCCCUGAGCGCAGAUGGGCGCUGGCUGGCCGCAGUCAGCGGGGACUGGGCAAUCCAUGUCUACAAGCUGAAACGCUUAAAGCAUCACUGCACGGUGCCCAUGUACAGCUGUGCGGUGACAGCUCUCGCCAUCCACCCCGUCACCAACAACCUUGUUAUUGCCUACUCGGACCAGCAGUUGUUUGAGUUCAGCAUUCCUGAGAAGCAGUACACGGACUGGAGCCGCACAGUGCAGAGCAGUGGGCUGCACAAGGUCUGGCUGGAGAGGGACUCGCCCAUCACCCACAUCACCUUCAACCCCAAGAACCCCUCACACAUCCUGCUCCACGAUACAUACAUGUUUUGCAUCAUCGACAAGUCCCUGCCCCUGCCAGACAACAGUGCCCUCCUGAUGAACCAGUGCAUCCUGAAGCAGCUCCCAGAGAGUGCCAGGCAGCAGCAGCUCCAUGCCUUCAAGAUCUGCAAGAAGUUCCAGCCCCUGCUCUUCGCAGAUCUCCUGGAUGAGAAGUGCCUUGUGGUGGUGGAGCGGCCCAUCAUGGACAUCAAGACCCAGCUGCCACUGCCUACCCAACAGAAGAAAUUCGGCACCUGA
Nestor notabilis (Kea) is the source of this 1728-nucleotide messenger RNA. RefSeq names its product cirrhosis, autosomal recessive 1A (cirhin) (gene UTP4). Gene Ontology annotation, cellular component: 90S preribosome; small-subunit processome; t-UTP complex. Gene Ontology annotation, molecular function: protein binding; RNA binding. The record is from RefSeq and is a predicted model, not a curated record. The transcript has 16 exons. Lineage: Eukaryota; Metazoa; Chordata; Aves; Psittaciformes; Psittacidae. The annotation marks the transcript as partial. Gene Ontology annotation, biological process: maturation of SSU-rRNA from tricistronic rRNA transcript (SSU-rRNA, 5.8S rRNA, LSU-rRNA).